CUGCUGUGCCACUUUUACUUCCUGUUUUGCGUGAGAAAUGUUCAAGCGGUAGAAGUUAUAGUAAAUUUUAUUCAAUAUGUCAGGCUAUCAACAUCCUGUGUUUUUUGAGGCAAACAACCUCUCUGAUGGGGACAAAAAGAAGAUUAGAAAUUAUUUUACAAUCAGGAGGCAGUCUGGAGGAGGAGAGUGUGGAGAAGUGGAAAAAGUGGGAGACAACACCUAUAAGAUAAGCUUUUCUGAAAAAACAGCACAAGACAGAGUAUUAAGUAAACCUGAACAUACAAUCAAUGUCACUGGACGAGAAAAUUUACAUAUCCUGAUAAAACAACAUGACACUCAAGAAGAAAAACAGCUUCUGCCACAUUCCACAUCUGAUCCACCAGAUGCUGCCUCACUUAACAUGCAUACGGCCUCAGGGAAUACACUUAUGCAGAAAGUGCUUAAACUCGAUCCAUAUUUACUGCGCUAUCUGAAAGACAAUUCAAUAGCAAAGUCAGAUUUGGAAGAUCAACUCUCCUCAUUGCUAAGUACCUUUCAGUUGGACAUCGUCACUGAAACAGUAGUGGUAGUGAGGGAUGCAGUCCAAACAGUCCAAACAGGUCAAACUGAUGUCCAGCAGAAAUGGGAAGCAAAGGUGGAUAUUGUGUUCUCAGAACUACAAGAUCGUUAUAUUAUCCGUUUCGAGGUGGACCCUGUUAGGUUGGAGAUUCUACAAAAAAACUCUUGCUUGUUCCCACAAAACCUUGGAAUUUAUGAGGAAAGUGGUUUAUAUGUGAUUGUUGGUGAAAAAGGAAGUAGACAAAUUUGUGAAAGUUAUAGACAAUUUGCUGAUGAUGCAGCAAGCUCACAAAGAAUGCCACGUGUCUGAGACACGUUAUGCACUUGUGAAAGAAAAGUAUGAGCAGGAGAUAAAGUCAAAAUUUUCAAUAAUUCAAAUUGGACAGGAGCAUCCUGGCUGUCUUGUCCUAAAGGGUCCGGAAGAACAAAUCAAUUCAGCAGCAACAAAGCUUCAAGAGAUGCUUAAUCAUAUUCAAGAGAAAAGAAUUUCACUGCCGCAUCCUCUCAAAGCAUUUUUGUCAUCUAGUGGUGCUAUUCAGGUCUUUCAGACACGGUUUCGGCAGAACUUCUGCAGUGAGGUUUUGUUUGAUGACACAGGCUCCAGCUUUGAUUUGGUUCUGCUGAGUUUGUCCACAGGAGCACUUCAGGAAGCAGCAAAUGCAAUACAGAGAGACCUGUGUGUGGAGACAGUGCUGCUGGAACAAGCUGAAUCUGUGUCACCAGCAAUAGAUAAUUUGAAGAAUGCUUUGAGUCCUGCAUUACAGCAGGCUAAUCGAGGAUCUUCUAAAGUGGAACUUAGCUACAAGUCAGGGUCACUGUCUGACUAUGGAAUGAAAGUGGAACUGGUGGGCUACAGCAAUGAAGUCAAUAAAUUAAAAAAUAUUAUACAGGAGUAUAAGCAAAACUACAUGAAAUACAGCGACUCUGUGUCUCUACCUUCAGUAGAACUGGUGGAUAAAUUUUCUGAACUUCUGUCACUGCUACGUGUGACAGCAACCGAUGUAAAUCUAAUGCCAAAAUCCUCCCCUCAUGCAUGUGUCCAAAUCUCAGGACCUCGGUGUAAAGUAGCUGACAUGAAGAAGAAACUGCAGUCAUCAUUUUGCCAUCUAAUUAUGAGAAAAAUUUUAGUGGAUGGUCCUGGAGUCCUGCAGUUCUUUCAAGAGGAAGGUUUAAAAACACAAGCAUUAUUGCAGAGUUCAUGUCAAGUUCUGAUAUUCCCUCAAAACAAUGUCCAAACCAGUACUGCAACAGCUGGAAACACAGUCUUUACCAGUCUCCCUACUUUACCUACUUAUGUGUCACCUUCCGUUCACCCUGUGGCCCUGGAAAUUAUAUUUGGAGGUCUUGAAAAUCAGCAGGCUGAUAUACUUGUUGCCCCCAUGUUGAAUACAAACCUGAAAUCAACUAUUGUUGGGAAAUCCUUGCUAGAUAAAGGUGGUCAGCACUUUCAGAGUAAUUUUGAUGCUGCCAAAGGAAGAUGUAGAAUUACACCUGGAGAUGUGUUGGAGGUUGACGGGACUCCAUUAGGGUGUGACAAGGUUUUCUUUAUUGAGUGUGCACCUUGGACUGGAAACACACACAAUAGUGAAAAGGCCUUACGCAGUGGACUUAAACGAGCUCUGGCACUUUGUGAACUGCAUGCAUGCAACUUAGUCGCUUUUCCAGUAAUUGGACCAGGAGUGGCACUGGCUGUACCUAUUAAAAAUGCAGCUGACAUUCUCACAGGAGAGAUUAGGACAUUUAGCCUUUCACAAUCCACUGGUUCUCUAAGGGCCAUAAGAAUUGUAAUAAUGCCUAACUACCCAGAUUCUGAAGAGAUCUACUGGGCAGUCAAUACUGACUUAAAUGCAAUAAUGGUGGAUCACACAGGACAGGCCGCCUUUCAGUCUCUAAGCUCUGAAAUUGACGAUGUCACCAUCCCAGUGUCCACAUGUCAGCUUCGUAUCAUAUUUGGAGACAUCAGCAAUGAGACUACUGAUGUCAUCGUAAACACCACAGAUUUUACUGACUUACAGACAGAUGUCUGCAAUGACAUUCUGACUAUUGCUGGACCACAAGUCAGGGCUGCAAUAAACAGAGUGCAGGUAAACAAAGGAGAAAUCUGUAUCACUCAGCCUGGAGAAUUCCCCUGCAAAGUGAUUAUGCAUGUGUGUGGAGCAAAGGAUUUAGAAGUUAUUAAAAAACUGGCACGAGACAUCCUUCUUAAAUGUGAACAAAGUGGCUACGGAUCAGUGGCCAUUCCUGCUAUUUGUGCUGGUAAAGGAGGAUUGAAUGCCCGUCUGGUUGCCCAGGCUAUUCUGCAGGGUGUGAAAGAUGCUACAAUACAAGCUAACUUCAAUAGUGUUCAAAGAAUUCACAUUGUUCUGAUGAAAAUCCAUGUUUUUCUGGAGUUCAAAGCAAUGGCACAGCAGAUCUUUGGCCAAUUUAACCAGCAGACAGCACCUUUGCUGUACAGACCUCACAGAGCAUCUACAUCUUCUUUGAGCCUAAGUUUAAGCUCUCUUGUUCAAUCUCUUCCAGACCAGCAUGACAGUGCUGACUUUCUUGUAGUGGGUUUAACUGAUGAUAAUGUCUCAAAGGCCUGUCGAGAGCUUCCUCAAGCAUAUAAAAGCCAUUGCUCUUCUCAUGUUGUUUCACAAGAGGAACUUAAACACUUCAGUCCAGCUGAGGUGGAUAAUCUUAUCAAUAAUGUGAGACGUCUGGGUAUUCAGAUAAGCCAACGGGGCCCUGAUGGGUUGGAAGUUUAUGGACUGACAAAAGGGGUAAAUGAAUUCACACAACUGAUAAAAGGAGCUCUUCUCAGGCAGAUGAGAGAGAAAGAGCAGGACAUAGUUUUUUCACAUGUCAGCUGGUGUAUUUUGGGAUUAAGAGGAAUCUGGGAAAGGUUGCCGAAAGAGGCUCAUCAUCAGCUGGAAAACAAUAUUGUUGGUGGAGGGAUACUGGAUGCACAAGCACAAAAAUGGACAGUAAAUCUUACAAUCAUGGAGGCAAAAGCAAAGGGGUCAAAUGCUGUGACAAAACUCAAACGAUUGGAGAACUUGCCAGAUUUCAAUCUUCCACUUUACUGGGACAGUAUGAAUGCAGGGGAUGUUAAAAAGGUGGUUAAACUGCACCCCAGCUCUGCUGAGUACAAAAAAGUGAAAAAUGACUUCAAGAGAACAGUUGCAAAAGCAGUUGUCAAGAUCGAGCGCAUUCAAAAUAUUCACCUUCGUCGGGCAUAUGAAGUUCGUAAGAAAGAGUUGCAGAAUAAGAACGGGGUCAUUGGGGCAGGAGAGAAAGUGCUAUAUCACGGGACCACAGCUGAUGCCUGUAAUUCUAUAAUGCACAGUAACUUUAACCGCAGAUUUGCCGGACAGAACGCAACAAUGUAUGGACUCGGGACAUACUUUGCUUUAAAUGCCAGUUAUUCGGCCAAUCCCACAUACUCUGUACCUGCAACAGAUGGGACCCAGCUCAUGUUUGUGACACUUGUCCUAACUGGUCAUUGCACACAGGGACAACGUGACAUGAUUGUUCCGCCUCCUCGCUCAUCACAUGAUCCUAAUGACAGAUUUGACAGUGUGGUCGACAACAUGCAGAAUCCCAGCAUGUUCGUGGUGUUUCAUGACUGCCAGGCUUACCCAGACUACCUCAUCACAUUUAAAUGAGGGCAUAGUUGCAGCUCCCUGCUAGGUUGAAAACAAAAUACAAUUAGAUACAAACAUUUAUAACCAGUCUUAGUUGACUAAAAUGCUAAAUGAGGACUAAACAGUGUUGGGAGAAUUAAAAAUGUUAUCCCAGGAAUAAUAGUGCAACUGUUUAGACAUUGUAAUCAAAAUUCAUUUUUAAUCUGCAUCUACAGGGCAAAGCAGGGGUUAAUACCCAUACACAAUAAAAAAAAAAUGAUGGAAUAUUUCACCCAUAUUCUUUGGAGCUGCCCCCAUGUUUCUUUUUAUUGUGAAACUACAAUAAACAAAGAUUUGCUUCACUUUAA
Messenger RNA from Silurus meridionalis, 4531 nucleotides. RefSeq names its product protein mono-ADP-ribosyltransferase PARP14-like. The transcript is spliced from 15 exons. Lineage: Eukaryota; Metazoa; Chordata; Actinopteri; Siluriformes; Siluridae. Gene Ontology annotation, cellular component: cytoplasm; nucleus. The record is from RefSeq and is a predicted model, not a curated record. Bases 831 to 4205 code for a protein of 1124 amino acids. Gene Ontology annotation, biological process: negative regulation of gene expression. Gene Ontology annotation, molecular function: transcription corepressor activity; NAD+ poly-ADP-ribosyltransferase activity.